Messenger RNA from Clunio marinus, 5895 nucleotides. NCBI's taxonomy places the organism in Eukaryota, Metazoa, Arthropoda, Insecta, Diptera, Chironomidae. The record is from the annotation of a GenBank genome assembly.
UUCACUAGGUACAUCGCGUACUCAACACCACUGAUUGAUAUUAUAUAUCGAAAAAAUCCACUCCAAAUGUGCAAAUAAUGUUGUGAUAAGUUUAAGAAAGAGAAAAUUUAGAAAAUUUUCAGAGAAAGUGAAUGGAGACGAAAGUCAAAAAAGGCUCGUCUUCGGGCUUAAAAAUGUUAAAUGAUAAAUGUCAGUUGACAAAAUUUGCUGACUAUUUUGUGAUUUGUGGACUCGAUCUGGAAAAUGGACUGGAAGCUGAUCUUUAUGCAGACGGUGUGACUAAUCUCAAUAUACCGCCACUUGAUCGAUCUUAUAAAAGUAAAACCCUCGCUCACUAUCCCGUUCAUGUGUCGGGAAAUCCAUUUGACUCAUAUGGAAUUUGUAUGCUCUCAUUGCCACAAGGCUUAAAAUUCCGUACACAGAAACAUGAAAUAACACCGCGAUUCCAUUCCUUCGCAAGCACGAGAGACGAUGGAAAGCGUUGUUAUGGAUUUUCUCUUGUUUUCUACGAAGAGACGAAGAAUGAAAACAUUUGUACGGCCAUGCAAACUCUUCAAUCAAUGUACAUCACUGAAUUGUCAAGCAGUCAAGGAUCAUUGAGACGACAAGAUCCUAUCAGUAGAUCUUUACCACGACAUUUUCGACUCGGUGAUGAUGACAAGAAUUCAAGUGCAGCAAGUUUUUACGACAUCACAAAAGACACGCUUUUUGUCACUAAAUCGAUAACACUCGUCUGUCAGUUUCCAUACGCUCACGUUGCAGAAGUUUUUCUUACAAAUCUUUACAAGUGUCUUCCCCGUAUACCGGGAGCUCGUCUCAGUCUUGAAAGCUACAUUUAUAAUAUCUUAUACGACAUCAAAGUGCCAGAUUAUGGACGAUCAAUUCGAAUCUAUUUACCCCCGGAACAACCAAGCAUGUUGCCAAUCAACACAAUCAUUCAACGACCCAAGAUAACUGAACUACCACUUCUCGAUUUUCCACUACGAUUACUUUUUAGUUACCUGGGUGUCGAGUGCGUCAUUGAAUUAUUCACUUGUGUGCUGCUUGAAAAUCAAGUUCUGUUGAAAUCUGAAGAUUUUCAGAAGCUAACAAUUGUCGCUGAAUGCAUCACAUCACUUUUAUUUCCAUUUGAAUGGCCUCAUGUUUAUGCACCGAUAUUACCAACAGCUUUACAUCACUUUCUCGACGCACCAGUGCCAUUUGUGAUGGGUCUUCAUUCUGAGAAUCUUGAUUCGAGUGUUCAACAAAAAGUUGGAUUGUGUUAUGUUGACAUUGAUAAUAAAACAAUUCGACUUCCUGAGGAACUUCCAACAAUACCACACAAGUCUGAUUUUAUUGGUGAAAUCUACGAUGCACUUGGAAAGUUUCAAAUGCCGGAAAAGAUUGAGCCACCAAGUCAUGUACAGGAAUCUGAAUCGACAAUUCUCAAUCCAAAGAAUCUUCUUAUCAACAACAAUUUCUACUUCCAGUCACCGUCCGAUAAUGACAAGUACAGCAAUAUUCAAUAUCAACGUUUAUCAGCAUCGCCAGCAGCUCCUUCAGCGACACUAACAUUGACAAAGUCAAGAAGGAAAAAGCAUUCGUUGCACGACUUUCUCAAUGAUUUUGAUUAUUCAGGUUCAUCAAGUGUUGACAAUCAAAGUUCAUCAUCAGAAACAGCAACACGAACACCAAAGAAAUCAAGCGCUGGCAGUUUAACAAGCAAUGAGCAGUAUUACAAUGAUCUGAGACUGAAUUCAGAGAUUCGUGAAAUCUUCCUCAAUCGAUUUUGUCAAAUCUUUCUCGAUUACGAGCAGUUUGUUAUUUUACCAAAUCAGAAUAAGUCCGAGUGGUUGAAGAAUCGUGAAUCGAUGCAUAAUUUUGAUAAAGCUUCAUUCUUAUCGGAUCAAACAGCGCAAUAUCGACCGUUCUUGUCACAAUUUCUUGAAUCUCAAAUGUUUGCAACGCUCAUUGACAACAAAAUAAUGACGUCGUUUGAUGACAAGGCGAGCGGAAGCGGAAGUGAUGGUAAAGGAAAGAAGGCUGAUGAAGAUUUCAGUUCAUUUGAUGUUCAUGUUAAUAAGAAUCUUCAGUUAUUGGAUAAUCGAAUCAAGAUACUGAAAAAACAUUUUGGAAGUGCUGAAGAGAUCAACAUUCGUUGGAAGAAUCUUGAAAACAUACCUCAUCUGCAUAGUUCAAAAGUGGCGCUCGAAAAGCGUCUGAAAAACUUUGACUUGGAAGUUUCCCCGCCAUCGGAAGUUUUAAGGAAGAGUCCGGCGUAUUUUAAAUCGUUUCCAAUGCUUGAAGCGUCAGCACUGAACCAAGUAUCGAGUGAGAGACCAAAUAGCUUAAGGCGCGUCAAAAAGAAACUGGAUCUAGAUGACAGGAGACUGUUGGAAAAGAAGAGCAAUCAGAAGUUUUACCUUCGUGAAAUCGAUAUUGAUAAGAAUCUUAGUGGAAGUGCUGAGAGUCUUAGCAUCUCAAGUAGCAUCAGCACGCCACAUCCACCUGUGACUGCCGACGAGAAGAACUCCAAAGGUGAAGAAUUUUCAGCAUCUUUUGUUGCACAAACUAAUUGGAGUUUCGUUGAGAAAUUGUUGAAGGAAUGCAAAACAAAAACUAAGAGAAUGCUGAUGGAGAAAAUCGAUAUGGAAGUUGGAGGAAGUGCUGAUGUUGAGGAAAAUGCCCUCAUCACAUCCAUGUGCGACUUGUUGGAGAAAAUAUGGUCACAUGGACUCAUUACACCGCAUUCUAAAUCGGCGCACACGAAAAACCAUUAUCACAAUAACAAUCAAAUCAAAUCGCCUUUCUGGUCGCAUCUGUUGCGCUAUUUUGAAAAGAUGAACGCCAUGACGAAUAGCGGGAGUGCUAAUAAUAAUGGGAAAUUGGAUUCGGAUGCGCAGCUGCUAAGCACACCAGAUUUAUCAUCGCUUAAAGUAGAACCACAAGACAUGUCAUCGUCAUUCAUUACAGCAUCCCUUUCGACUACACCAUCGCCAACAGCUUCACUUCAACGACGUCAACAACAGCAAAAGUCACGUCGUUCGAAAUCAUGUGAGAAGCGAACUCUCUUAAGUUCUGAUAACGUUGAAAUGGUCUUGCCAAAGCUUCCAGAAUCGCUUGAAUAUGAUAUAAGAAAUAUUUUGUCGAUGCAUGAAAUUAAAACUGACAUUGGAUAUGCGAGAGCUUUUGUGAGGUUGACGCUUGAAAAGAAACUUUUAUCACGACAUUUGAAGACUCUCUUAGCUGAUGUUUCAAUUUUACGUUCAAUGUACAAGCGAACAGCUUUUCUGACCUACGAAGAUGAGAAGGAACAAUUUUUGUAUCAUUUGUUGACCCUCAACGCUGUCGAUUACUUUUGUUUCACACAAGUCUAUGGCAUGACAAUUAUUCCAUAUCGGUUUUUAAUUGUUCCAGUGUCAGGCACCGGUACACUCACCAGAAAAUCAUCAAUGAUGCCAAAACUUUGGAUAACCAUUUUCGGUUCGAUUGGUGAAACUGACAGAAUUUUUUUAAAUAAAAUCGAACAUUUAAUGGAACACAAAAACCUUGGAAUUUUAAGAACUUUGAGAAUUGGAAUUGAUGGAACACAAAAUACCUCAACUUUAACAUCGUCAACGAAACUUCAUCUCGAUUGUGUGUGGAUUAGAAAUGAGAUUACCGGUCAUGCUUAUAAGUUUUCAUGUAAUCGGUGGUUGGGUCGAGGAAUUGAUGAUGGUUCAAUGGAGCGACUUUUGAUUGGUCAAUUGAUUCGACCAACAACCGACCCAAUGGACGACCAAUGUGGAACUUUCAAUAGUCUACCAGAUAAGUCAUUUAAUGUCAUUAACAAGCCGACAAACUCAUCACCAGCAUCAAUGACUGACAGUUUCAUCAGCAACUCUAAUUCUAUGGGAAAUGAAGAGAAAAAAGAUCCAAAUGAGAUUCAAAAUGGUCUAAGUGACUCAGUUAACAAGAUUGUGAAAUGGUUUUAUCGACAUCAGAAACGACUCAUGAGUGGAGUUGACUGUAGUCAUGACAUGUCGGUGUUAACGAACCUUUUAUGUGGCGAGGGUGGUUUUGUCGAGUGUCUUAUGUCGGCGUUUAUGCUUGGCUUCCGUUCUCAAAGAUUAUUUGGAAGGAAUUUCUUCUUAUGGGAUUUCUUCGUUCGAUGCAAAGAUGAGUUUGAACAAAAUUUAACUGCUGACACGUUAGCAACAAUGCAAGGUGGAAAUGAACAACAGAAUAUUGAUGAAAACUUUGUUGACAUUUGGAAUGAUUAUUGCCAACUUGUUGAUGAGAUUUCAAAGAAUUCAACAAUUGGCUCUGAUGAGAAAUUUCAACUUUUCAUUUGUCUUUGUCUCAGAGAACAUCUGCUUCAUCGAAUGCUGCCCGCACUUUCAGCCUCGAAGACGUCGCAGGAAAUGUACGAUGAUAAAAGCUUUCUUCGUCAGAAAAGCUUAAAUCGAUUUUUAUUUCAAAUUUUGCAACCGCUCGGUGAAUUUCCGUUCAAUCUCGACAGUUCGAUCACCUCCGGUUUAAAUACAUCAAAUUGUUGAAUCUUCUUGACUUUAAUCCCAAGAUGACGUCAUUUUAAAUAACAUGACAAAAUUAAUGUGAAAUGUUGUGUGCAAUUUUAGAGUUUAGGUUUUCAUUUGAAACCAAAAAAAGAAAGAAAAAAAAUGAUGUUAAGAUGAAAAUGUGGUUUAGUAAAUUAAGUUAAUUUCCCAAGAAAUUUAACUGAUGAUUAAGCAUAAAUAGAAAAUGAAACUUUGUGAGAAAAUCUCUAACCAAAGAUGUUUAAUUUGGACUGUUGAUUAAGACAGAACUUAACUCACACCGUAACCAACCUUCUUGUAAUUGAUAUUAAUUAAUGUUUACUUUUUGAUAAGCUGAUAACAAAUCGAUAUUAAUGGAAUUAUCCAUUACCCAAUUAUUGUUUUAAUUUAACAAAUUCAUCGACUCCUUUUUAUCUUAUCAGAAGCUGUUAAAUGCUUUAUUCAUGUUUCCAUCGAAAAUAACUUUUUGAUGAUGAUAUUAUUUAAUUUAUAUCUUUUUUAUUUUGUGCCAAAUAUCGAUUUUUAUUUUCUUUCAAUGUUGUUUUUCUUUGAUUGAUUUAUUUGGAAAAAAGCAAAAGCUUUUCUUGCCGGAUAUUAGAAGAAAAUGCUGUCUAAGAUAUUUUUUUGUUCUUCCAUUAUCCUUCAUGUAUUUUUAAGAUCAUUAAGAUUAAUUUGUAACUUAGUUUCUUAAGAGUCGCACUUAUAAAGUAAAGAAGCUUUUAUAAGUUCGAAGUAGUUUGUUUUGAAGUAGAAAACUACAUUAAUACAUUUAAAGUUGAUAUUUAUUUGGGUAAACCAAGUCGUGCAAAAGUUUUGCUUAGUGAAGACAAGAAUUACUCAAUAAUUAUGUCUUGUUUAGCUGAUAUUUCUUCUGCUUUUACCUUGCCAAAGACAAUCUAACUAUGAACUCCACUAAUCUACAGAAAUAUUUUCACUUUCAUUGCUCAUAAUUUGGGAGUGUUUUGAAACGUUUUGCUACAACUCAUGAAAAAUCAAAAAUAUUGAGAAUCGUAAAAGAAAAUUUUAAACAGAAUUUUAAAUCAUUUUUGAGCAGAGCUUGAAAUUCAAAGGAAAAUUUUAGACACUUAAAAAAUUGAAAAUCGUGAUUCAUUUUGGAAAUGUUUUGAUGUCGAGAUUUAAAUUAAUGACGAUUCCAAACACUGUUAUUGACAACAUGUUACCCUUCAUUGAUAUUUAUUUAUAUGUAAGUCGUAAAAUAUCGUUGAAAAACAUUCCCAAAAAACAGAAAUUCUAUGCUGAGUUUUAUUUUAUUUACCACGUCAAUUAUUAAAACUGAACCUGAAAUAUAAAAGUUUUCUCUCUUGUGCAAGUUCUUGUGUAAUAAAAGAUGGAUUUAUUGGAAAUAAAAUGAGAUUAC